UCUUGGGGAGUUAUCCCACCUAGAAGCAGCUCCUCAGCUUUUGCUCGAAUCUGUUUGGUUCGGUUCGCUUCCACUCCAGCUUCCACCAUGUCCAUCACCGUGACUCAGAAGUCCUACAAGAUGUCCUCCUCUGGCCCCCGAGCCUUCAGCAGCCGGUCUUACACGAGCGGGCCCGGCACCCGUAUCAGCUCCUCAGCGUUCUCCCGAGGGGGCAGCAGCAGCUUCCGGGGUAGCCUGGGCCCCAGCCUGGGUCUGGUGGGGGGCUACGGCGGGGCAGGGGGUGUGGGGGGCAUCACAGCUGUCACAGUGAACCAGAGCCUGCUGAGCCCCCUUAAGCUGGAGGUGGACCCCAACAUCCAGGCUGUGCGCACCCAGGAGAAGGAGCAGAUCAAGACCCUCAACAACAAGUUUGCCUCCUUCAUCGACAAGGUACGGCACCUGGAGCAGCAGAACAAGAUUCUGGAGACCAAGUGGAGCCUCCUGCAGCAGCAGAAGACGGCUCGGAGUAACAUAGACAACAUGUUCGAGAGCUACAUCAACAACCUUCGAAGGCAGCUGGACACGCUGGGCCAAGAGAAGCUGAAGCUGGAAGUGGAGCUUGGCAACAUGCAGGGGCUGGUGGAAGACUUCAAGAAUAAGUAUGAGGAAGAGAUCAAGGAGCGUGCAGAUAUGGAGAAUGAAUUUGUCCUCAUCAAGAAGGAUGUGGAUGAAGCUUACAUGAACAAGGUAGAGCUGGAGUCCCGCCUGGAAGGGCUGACUGACGAGAUCAGCUUCUUGAGGCUCCUGUAUGAAGAGGAGAUCCGUGAGCUGCAGUCACAGAUCUCAGACACCUCUGUGGUCCUCUCCAUGGACAACAGCCGCUCCCUGGACCUGGAUGGCAUCAUUGCUGAGGUCAAGGCCCAGUACGAGGAGAUUGCCAACCGAAGUCGGGCCGAGGCUGAGACCAUGUAUCAGAUAAAGUAUGAGGAGCUGCAGACAUUGGCUGGGAAGCACGGGGAUGACCUCCGCCGCACGAAGACCGAGAUUUCUGAGAUGAAUCGGAAUAUCAGCCGACUCCAGGCUGAGAUUGAGAGCCUCAAAGGCCAGAGGCCCUCCCUGGAGACCGCCAUCGCUGAAGCUGAGCAGCGUGGAGAGAUGGCCCUCAAGGAUGCCAAGAAUAAGCUGGCCGAGCUGGAGGCUGCCCUGCAGCAAGCCAAGCAGGACAUGGCACGGCAGCUGCGUGAGUACCAGGAGCUCAUGAACGUCAAGCUGGCCCUGGACAUUGAGAUCGCCACCUACCGCAAGCUGCUGGAGGGCGAGGAGAGCCGACUGGAAUCUGGGAUGCAGAACAUGAGUAUCCAUACCAAGACAAGCAGUGGCUACUCAGGUGGGCUGAGCCCUGGCCUCAACUACGGCCUGAGCUCCUUCCAGUCCAGCUUUGGCUCUGGCGGGAGCUCCAGCUCCUUCAGCCGCACCAGCUCCACCAAGGCAGUGGUUGUGAAGAAGAUCGAGACGCGUGAUGGGAAGCUGGUGUCCGAGUCAUCUGACAUCCUACCCAAGUGAACGGCCACUGUGGCCCCUCCCAGCCCCCCACUUCCCGCCGCUGCCCCGGAGCCAGUGGGGGAGGCAGUUGUGCAGGGGGUUGCUGGGAACAAGAGACCCACCUGAGGCUCAGCCCCAGGCCUCAGCCCACACUUGGGGGGAGUCUACUGCCUGGGACAACCCUCUUGGCCAUGCUUUUGACUUAAAGCCAAUUCAAGUGUCUUUUCCAAAAUAAAGCUUCAGCUGGCUCUGCCAGCCCUCCUUGG
Manis javanica (Malayan pangolin) is the source of this 1787-nucleotide messenger RNA. It is a transcript of the gene KRT8, whose product is annotated as keratin 8. The record is from RefSeq and is a predicted model, not a curated record. Lineage: Eukaryota; Metazoa; Chordata; Mammalia; Pholidota; Manidae. Gene Ontology annotation, cellular component: keratin filament.